Mytilus trossulus (common blue mussel) is the source of this 728-nucleotide messenger RNA. RefSeq lists its product as uncharacterized. Bases 137 to 715 code for a protein of 192 amino acids. NCBI's taxonomy places the organism in Eukaryota, Metazoa, Mollusca, Bivalvia, Mytilida, Mytilidae. The record is from RefSeq and is a predicted model, not a curated record. Gene Ontology annotation, biological process: regulation of apoptotic process. The transcript has 2 exons. Gene Ontology annotation, molecular function: death domain binding; protease binding.
UAUUAUCAACAUAAACCUGCGCAUGCGCAAAAACAAACUUUAAUCACAAUGAAAAUAGUAAUGUUUUUGUAAUUGAAUUCAUUUGAUUUCAGAUAGAAUCAUACAGGACAUUCAAAUCAGUCAGAUUUUAGAUUAUAUGAUGACACAUUUGGUGAUAUCAUCAGAUGACAGACGUCGCAUUGGGCAGCAUACUGGACAAGACGAUCAGAAUAAAGCUUUGCUUCGGGAAGUAAUUAAAAGCGGGGAACCUACGUAUACUGUGUUUGUUGAUGCACUACGAACAAGUGGAUACACAGAUCUAGCUAAUGAACUAAAAAGUGAUGGACGGGCAGAAGGCUCAAGUGCAGCUAUAGUACAAACUGGAAGCAUAGAAAAUAAAGGGUUGUCAGAAUGGACAGUUCCGGUGUAUAAAGUUCGUCUUCAAAAGAACUAUUCAAAGAUCAUUGACAGCAUACAUCAUGAGACAAUAGUUGAUCAUCUGAUAUCACGUGAUGUGUUGACUAUAGCUGAUAGUCAAAUGAUAAAUGCUUAUCCAGCACAAAUACAAAAGAACAGGAAAUUAAUGGACAUACUUUUACAUGGAAGUGAACAUGCGUUUAUCGAAUUUCUCAAAGCUCUACGAGAAGACUUUGAAUAUACAGAACUGGCUGAUGAAAUAGAAAACACAACAGUUGCUAGCAGAGAUAUAUCAACCAUUAAGAGUUGCUUUAAAUGAACGAAUAAACUCA